This is a messenger RNA of Daphnia pulex (common water flea), 2254 nucleotides long. RefSeq names its product U3 small nucleolar RNA-associated protein 4 homolog (gene l(3)72Dn). Gene Ontology annotation, molecular function: protein binding; RNA binding. The transcript has 11 exons. Gene Ontology annotation, cellular component: t-UTP complex; 90S preribosome; small-subunit processome. NCBI's taxonomy places the organism in Eukaryota, Metazoa, Arthropoda, Branchiopoda, Diplostraca, Daphniidae. The coding region runs from base 56 to 2215 and encodes 719 amino acids. The record is from RefSeq and is a predicted model, not a curated record. Gene Ontology annotation, biological process: maturation of SSU-rRNA from tricistronic rRNA transcript (SSU-rRNA, 5.8S rRNA, LSU-rRNA).
ACUGGCAACACGUGGUCGUCUGCUAGCAAAGCGUGUAACGUGGUUAUGACUUUUGAUGAACAAUUUACCAACUGCUUUUGCAAUUAUUUCUCGUAAAAUGGACAAGAACCUCUUCAAAAUUCACAGCACCAGAUUCUACGAUGUAGAACCAAAAGCGAUACACAGUAUGGCUUACGAGUCUAACCGGCUAGCUCUUUCCAGGUCAGACAACAGUAUAGAAAUAUGGAAUUUGGAACAUUCUCCUCACAUUGAAAAGUUGAUUCCUGGUUCCCCAGAAGGCUCAAUCGAAGCGUUAGUUUGGUCCAAAGGCAGGCUCUUUUCCACCGGCUUGCAUGGUUUUGUGGUCGAGUAUGACUUGGUUGCUCUUUCGCCCAAAGCAAGUUACGCUGUCACAUCAGGAUCUGCAUGGUGUCUUGCAGUCAACAAGGAACACACACACUUGGCGGCCGGCUCUGAAGAAGGAUAUGUCUGCUUGUUUGAAAUCUUUGAAGAAGGAUUGAUGUACUAUAAAGUUUUCGACAAACAAGAAGGUCGUAUUCUUUCUCUGUCCUGGCACAGCUCAGGCGACUUUAUCGUCACAGGAUCAUCCAACGCGAUAAGAGUAUGGAACGUGAAAACUGGUCACGCCGUCAAUCGUCUAUCUCUCGGUCGUGCCGACAGUUUUAAAGAAACUCUCGUCUGGUGUGUCUGCAUCACAGACGACUUUGUCAUCAUCAGUGGCGACUCUAGAGGCAUGACAUCGUUUUGGAACGGUAAAUUGGGCACUCUGAUUGACGAAGUGAACGCCCACAAAGCCGACGUACUCUGCCUGUGUCUAUCUGAAGAUCAAAAGACUCUCUACUCGGCUGGAGUCGAUCCGGUCAUAGUGCUCUUUGCUCGCGUCACAGCCGGAGUCCGGAAUCAGUGGAUUCGAUCUGUCCAGCGUGCCAUCCACUCCCACGACGUACGCAGUCUGGCCCUGGCCGGUUCCAAAUUAAUAUCCGGAGGCGUGGAUGCCUAUUUGUGCAUCUCAUCAUAUCCUCCAAAGGCGUUAAAUAGAUACCCACCCUUACCUCAGGCGCCGUGCGUGCAGAUGGCUCAAGGCAAGCGACAGCUGCUGCUGCGUUACCCGACGUCGCUGGAUGUGUGGCAGCUGGGCGCGGCCGCCCCGAGCGGUCACCAGCUCAGCGCCAAUACUUUUUUGAAACUAUCCCAAGAGCCGGCCCGUCUCUUGCAGCUGAAGGCUAAAGAUGACGAAUGGAUUGUCUGCGCUACCGUGUCACCCGGUGGCGAUUACGUGGCCUACGCCACCGAGUCCAACGUCUACAUUUAUCAUUUCAUUCAGUCGGCUGGAACAUUGCAACUCAAAAAGUUGGUACCGCCGGAAGACGUCGGCACCUGCCACCGGAUGAUGUUCAUCCAUCACCCGACAGAGCCCGACCUUUCUGCCCGUCUCUUGCUGGCCACGCCGAAAUUGACGCUCCAGUUGGUUGACGUUGGCAGCUCGGGAUCGAUGAAAAUGGUUCACACGUUCAGCCGCGAGAGCGGCCAAUUGACGAUGGACGACUGCAUCCAUUUGAUGGACUGCUCGGCCGACGGUCGACUGGCCGUCGUGGCCGAUCACACGAGCAACGUCGUCAUCCUGGACCUGAAAUCCUACAAAGUGCACGCCACUCUGCCGCGCUACAAGAGUCACCCGACGGCGCUGGCCUUCCAUCCGUCGUCGCAUCUCCUGGUGGUGUCGUACGCCGAUCACAAGAUCGUCGAGUACGACGUCAUCCGUCGCCAGUACACGCCCUUCUCCAAGAAACUCUCGGAGAAGCUGCCCGUCCAGUGGCUGAGUCGAUCCUGCGCCGUCCGGCACAUCACGUUCGACGUCCGCCACCCGGACGUGAUCAUCCUGCACGACGACAGCGUCAUCUACACGAUCGACAAGAACAAGGAAUUUUCUGAGCCGGAUGCCAAGAUUACCAAAUUCGAUACGGGAACGGAGGACAGCCUGGACGCUCCACCCGCCGCGCUCAAGGCGCCCUCAGCCCAGCAACAGAAACUGAACUCGACGGCGGCCGGCAGUGGACCGUCGUCUUCUUGCUUUGGCAUGUCGAAGAAAUACAAACACCUGGCCUACUUUGGUGCCCUUGACGUUGGCGGCGAACUGGUGGCCGUCGAAGUCAGUCCUUUGGCGCUGGAGAAACACUUGCCUCCGGCCUUGUACAAGAAACGAUUCGGAGUUUGAGUACUGCUGCAAAAACAAAAUAAUAAUCAAACAACAAAU